Volvox carteri f. nagariensis is the source of this 396-nucleotide messenger RNA. RefSeq lists its product as uncharacterized. Lineage: Eukaryota; Viridiplantae; Chlorophyta; Chlorophyceae; Chlamydomonadales; Volvocaceae. The transcript has 5 exons. Bases 1 to 396 code for a protein of 131 amino acids. The record is from RefSeq and is a predicted model, not a curated record.
AUGAAAUGCAGCCAUCUCUGGCGGGUAGGCAUCCAGGAACUUCUGCUGAUCCAGGAUGGGGGCGUGAGAGAGGAUGUUGCGCAGCAACCUGUGGAACCAGCGAAGACCAACCUUGACGUCAGUCUGAGCCCUGUCGUCCAGCUCAAAAUUGGUCUUGGUGCCGCGGCUGUUGCAGCGGUGGUCCCGGACCUGCAGGGUGACUUGGGAGGCAGCGAGGAGCUGGGCUCUCUAGCGACAGGGGCAGCAGGGGACUCCUUCACGGGGUCGAGUAUGCUGCCGUCGACGCAAGGUCACGGAGCCGGGGCCAGCAAGUACGGUAACCCGCAUUGCGUCCACAUUGCCUACGACCCCUACACCGUCUUCAUUAACGUCGCUAAUGGCUUCAGUGAAAUUUAA